UCCCUUGAUAGUUACGACCCAAGCAAAGCCGCUGCAAUACUGUUUGCAAUACUCUAUGGCAUGACCACACUCCUCCACAUCAUCCAAAUGUGCCUCACGCGAAAGUGGUACUGUUGGGCCUUAGUCAUGGGAGGGCUCUGGGAGGUAGGGUGUAUUGACAUUUGUCCCGAAGUGGAUUCGGCGUGUACCGGCGCAGUUGGCUGACUUGGUCCAAACGUCCUUGCUGCUCUUUAUAUACAGACUACCGGAUACAUUCUUCGGAUUAUCUCGGUUGAUAAUCCGGAUAGCUCGGGAUAUUAUGUAUGGAACCUUCUUCUGCCUCUCCGACACCCUCCCGCCCCUCCAGCCCCUCCAGCCCAAUAUAAAUGCUAUCCAUAAGCCCCAAUGAAGUGCGGCCUCCCACACCUGCUCGGAGAAAGUUUUCCGAACUCAGGCUCUUCUGUCCCGCUGGCCUUGCGUUUCAUCAGAUUAUCCCUACUGUAACAAUCUUGUGCGAUAUGAUCUGACAUACUGGCUGCCGCAAUGGCCAAUUGCAGUCUCCGAUGUUGACCCUCAUAGUACUGGCGCCGGCAUGGAUUGCGGCGUUCGAUUACAUGACCCUCGGGCGCCUUAUCAACACGUUUUUACCCUCCAAAUCAGCCCUGGGCCUCCGAGCUCGUAGAAUAACGCUCAUUUUCGUCCUCUUUGACAUCCUGUUAGUGGAUUUUUUUUCUUUUCCCCUUCCUUCCUUCCCUUCCCCGCCACCUCCGUCCCUAAUCUCCUUUCGAUGUACAAGUCCCUGGCAUGUACGGAGUGAACAUAGGGGAGUGGCUUUGCCAAGGACUUUCAACUCCGGGAACCCCCGCUGUGUUCAGUCCGCUCGUGCCAGGGACCUGUAUAUUAUAUUAUAUUAUAUUAUUUAUUCCUGUGCGACCCCGGAGCUGACAACAUGCUUUUUUCUCUUUCCUUUCCCUCUUCCAGUGCCUUUGUGGUGCAAGGCUCCGGAUCGGGUUUCCUGGUUUCGUCCGACGGGGACAACUUUCAGAUAGGGUCGUACAUACUCAUUGGCGGAUUGACGCUGCAAGUGAUUGCAUUUGGCUUCUUCACCAUCACGGCAGUCAGGUUUGACAUCAAGUAUAAGAGGGAGUUUGGGGUUGAAGGGAGAGAACGGUUCGCCGCGUUGUUGUAUUGCCUAUAUGUCAGUUGUCUGUGCAUCUUGGUGAGCCUGUUUCAUUUUAUUAAAUUUUCACUUUUCCUCUCCUGUUGGCUUGGUUCGCGGAAUAUUAUCAUCAUCAACCUAGCACUCUCCCACCCCUCCCCGCAUGCGGGUUUGCGGAACCGGGGAUCGAGGUCGGGCUCGGGGUGUGUGCGGGUGUUUGCCCUAUUUCAAAUCAUAUACUUGUAUAUGUGUUUUUUUUCCUUUUUUUUUCCCCCUUCUUCCUCCCAAUCUCGUUUGCCGGGGUGUGUACUCGAGUAUCUCCGUGUUCCCCUACAACUCCUGAUCACAUGGAGUCGCGUCGCAUGGUGACCAUCUACGGUACGCAAGGAGAAGGUUAUCCAUUUGUUGUCGAUACCGUGUACAAUGAACCGGGGUGUUGAUGCCAACCCGAUGGAAGACUAAGUGUACCGGCAGAGUGAGGGACGAGUACCGUAGGAGGGGUGGGAGAAGUGAUGAAUUCGAUAACUCGUAUGAGUUGUUGAAAGUCUCACUCGGCCAAUCCAGGUCCUCCUUGCGGUAUCUCGUACAUUACCCACCGUUCCUCCCCCUCCCCCCAUCACAUCUCCAUUCAUCCCCUCCCUUCGCUUCAGCCACGUUUUAAUUACUCGAGUACAAUUUUCUUUCCCAAUUUUAUUUCCUGCUCGUGCAUCCUCUUUCUUUCUUAUCGGUCACUCACUCCCUGCAGCUGAGCCGAAGGGAAGGGAAGCGAGAAAACGGCAGACCCCCCCCUCCUCCCUCUUUUGUAGUAGUACACAGCAACUUUUACUGUAGCUGAAAAUGAUCUAACCCGACUUUCCGUUGGAAAAAAAAUUGUUUAGGUCCGCUCGCUCUUCCGAAUCGCAGAAUUCGCAGAGGACUAUCCGGGAAGGUUGAGCAAGAAUGAGGUAUACUUCUACGUGCUGGAAGCAGUGCCGAUGCUACCAACACUGAUAAUGUUCAAUUUUUGGCAUCCCGGGACGGUGCUCGUGGGAGCGGGGAGUAGUUUU
This is a messenger RNA of Tuber aestivum (summer truffle), 2184 nucleotides long. NCBI's taxonomy places the organism in Eukaryota, Fungi, Ascomycota, Pezizomycetes, Pezizales, Tuberaceae. The record is from the annotation of a GenBank genome assembly.